ACGUGUCCAUCCAGUGGCUGAUCUCCGCUCCGGGAUUGGUUGUUUUAUCGUCAUCGUCAUUUCUAUCCAUCUCCUCCGACCGACCUUCUAUCGCAUCGCAGCGUUUGAUUCACUCUCUCUCUCUCUCAAUCUCGCACGCUCGCGACGCCCCCGCACAUGGCGCCGGCCACCAACACGAGGAAGCGGCACCGCAGUUCCUCCGCCGCCGCCUCCACCGCCGCCACCGGCCCCGCCUCCCCCUCCGCCGCCAUCAGGCGCGUCUCCUCCACGUCCUCCUUCUCCUCCGGCGCCUCCGCGUCCGCCGCCUCGCCCUCCCCGUCCUUCGACGAUCCCUCCACCGCCGACGUCGUCCUCUGCCUCAACCACCAGGCCUCGCCGCUCGACGCCGGGGAGUCUUCCUCCAACUCGGACUCGAGGCGCUCCGAUCCCGUGCAGAUCCACCUCCACUCCUCCGUCCUCCACCGUUCCCAGUACUUCGACGCCCUCCUCUCCGGCCGGUGGCAGAACCGCGAUCCCCCCUCCCCCUCCGCCGACGUCCUCCUUUGCAACCUCACCGUCUCCGGCCCGGUCGACGCGUACGUGACCGUCCUUAGCCUCCUCUACACGGAUGACUUCUCCUCGGCGAUCACCUCCGCUUCCACCGCUCUCGAUCUCCUCCCCAUCGCGCUGGAGUUGCUCUUCGAGGACUGCGUCAAAUCCUGCGUCAGGUUCCUCGAAGCCGUGCCGUGGACCGAGGAGGAGGAGUCCAGGGUCAUAAACCUCACCCCGUUCCUCAAAGACGAGGAAUCGAGCGAACUCCUCGCUAGGGUUUCGCCGGAUAACAAGGAUUCCUGCGAGGAAAUGCUCUUCGGAUUAAUCCAGGCCGCGUUCAAGAACCAGGCGAACAUGGCCUCCUCGAAGGUGGCCUCCUCGAAGGCCUUCGUCGCGAAGAUCCUGAGGGAGAUCUCCAACCGCGACGUGGCACGGAGAGUUCUCGAGAGAGCGUUCACGGAGAGGCUUAAGGUCGUGAAGGAGUCGUUGGAGGAGUAUUCGAGUCCGGACUUCAGAGAGGAUCAUGACGAGACGGAGGCCAUACAGAGGCUGCACUUGCACAUGGCAACGACGAACGGGAGGCAUUUGCUGUGGCUGGUGGAGAGGAUGAUCGAGUUGCGAGUGGCGGAGGCUGCAGCGAAGGAGUGGAGUGAGCAGCCAAAUUUCACGGCCGAUUUGCUGAAGGCUUUCGUGGAUGAAUCGUGGAUGUGCAUCGUGCCAGGCUUCCCGGCCGUGAUGAUGCGAUGCACAUUGAAGCUUGCUCAAGCGAUUACCGCCGGGAAUAUUUUGGCUGCUAGACAGGUCCGCAUGAAGCUUGUAGAAGAUUGGCUUCCGGUUGUAAUUGUGUGCAAGGACAAGGGUUUGGCUACGCUUUGCAGUUCCAAGUCUAUUUACUCAGACCUGGAGGAAACGUUUUUGUCGAUAAUUUCGACGCUGCCCAUGUCUGAUGCGCAGUUGCUACUGCAAAAAUGCCUCUGCUUCUCUACUCGUAGUACCGAAGAUUGCCCUCACUUGGUCACAGCCUUUAACACAUGGUUCCGCCGUGCGAGUCAAACCGUCGUUCCAGAGAAUCGACAGUAGCAUGCAUGACUAUGGGCAGAUUCUUGCUGCCCUUGUUGCUGUUGCUGCAAUGUCUUGUGGGUACAUGUUAUAUAGAUUGUACAUAUGGCUAUGCUGUUCAUAGAGUUGAAUGUCUUUGGUACUUGUGAGACUCGCAUCUUGUUUUGGGAAACAGAGCUGAAGUUAGAAUCAACUGCAGUUUCUCGUGCCUUAUCUGUU
This is a messenger RNA of Eucalyptus grandis, 1809 nucleotides long. Its product is annotated as BTB/POZ domain-containing protein At1g63850. Lineage: Eukaryota; Viridiplantae; Streptophyta; Magnoliopsida; Myrtales; Myrtaceae. Bases 157 to 1611 code for a protein of 484 amino acids. The record is from RefSeq and is a predicted model, not a curated record. The transcript is spliced from 2 exons.